UAACAGAUGUAUUUACCCAAUUUGUCAUAAUCUAAAAAUAUAAAUGAUAAUAUUAUUUCAUUCAAUCCACUGGUAAGAAAUACAUUGACAUUAGGAAAAUCUUGAAUUUAUAUGCUAGCAAAAUUUCACUGGAGAAGAGACCGUGUUGAAAUUGGGGAUUGUGGGUAUAAUUAAUAUCAACUUCCUGCAUACAUCACACCGGCCACAUCCCACACUGCAAAAAAACAGUCUUGACAGAAUUUUGAUAAUUUGAAACCCUGCACAAUGUCAGCAUCCGCAGUGUACCUGUUGGAUGUCAAGGGCAAGGUGCUGGUAUGCCGUAAUUACCGCGGGGAUAUUGACAUGUCAGUAAUUGACAAGUUCAUGCCCCUUGUGUUAGAAGUUGAGGAUGAUGGGAAUGUCUCUCCUAUUGUGCAGCACGGCGAUGUCACCUUUGUCUACAUCAAAUACAGUAAUUUGUAUCUAGUGGCGACUACCAAGAAGAAUGCAAAUAUUGCUCUGGUCUUUUCCUUUCUCCACAAACUUGUACAGAUUUUCCUUGAAUACUUUAAAGAGAUGGAGGAGGAGAGUAUACGAGACAACUUUGUGUUGAUUUAUGAAUUGUUAGAUGAAGUUAUGGACUUUGGCUUUCCACAGACCACAGACAGCAAGAUAUUACAGGAGUAUAUAACACAAGACAGCCACAAACUUGAGAUUGCACCAAGACCGCCUAUGGCGGUGACUAAUGCUGUAUCCUGGCGAUCAGACAAGAUCAAAUACAGGAAAAAUGAAGUCUUUCUGGACGUGAUUGAGUCUGUGAACCUCCUGGUGAGUGCGAACGGGAAUGUACUUCGCAGCGAAAUAGUGGGAGCCAUCAAGAUGAGAGUGUACCUGUCUGGUAUGCCAGAACUCCGUCUGGGUCUGAAUGACAAAGUUCUGUUUGAAAGUACAGGGAGAGGAAAGAGCAAAUCCGUAGAACUGGAGGAUGUCAAAUUUCACCAGUGUGUUCGGCUGCCAAGGUUUGAGAAUGACCGGACAAUUUCUUUCAUUCCUCCAGACGGCGAGUUUGAACUCAUGUCUUACCGACUAACUACUCAUGUGAAGCCAUUGAUCUGGGUUGAAUCUGUGAUAGAAAGGCAUGUACAUAGUCGUGUUGAAUACAUGAUCAAGGCUAAAAGCCAGUUUAAAAGACGGUCCACUGCUAACAAUGUGGAGAUUAUUAUACCUGUACCACGGGAUGCUGACAGUCCGAAGUUCAAAACCACCGUUGGAAACUGCAAAUAUGCCCCGGAUUUAAAUGCAGUGAUUUGGACAAUUAAGUCAUUUCCUGGAGGAAAAGAAUACCUGAUGCGAGCUCACUUUGGACUGCCUAGUGUGCAGGCUGAGGAGACCGAAGGGAAACCACCUAUCCAUGUAAAAUUCGAGAUUCCAUACUUCACUGUGUCAGGCAUUCAGGUGAGGUAUUUGAAGAUUAUUGAAAAGAGCGGAUACCAGGCGCUGCCAUGGGUGCGAUACAUCACACAGAAUGGAGACUAUCAGCUGAGAACUCAGUGAGGAGUGAUUUACAACGGAAAUGAACAGAAUAGUUUUACAUAGCAUAUAACAAGUGCUAAUUUUACUGCAGAUGUGCAACACGGUUGUUGAAAUACUGCCAUCAUAACUAUCAGAGUUCAAUCUUCCUGACAGAUUUCUUUUAACAUCAUCAUUAUUAAGUCUUUAUUCGUUUAUUGUUUGGUCAAAACAUCAAUGUGACUUUUUUUUGUAUUUUUUUCCAAGUAUUUUUUAUGUAGUUUAUAACACCAAAGUUUGUUGAAAAGUUUGAACAUGAGAGAGCUGGCCAAAGAAUAUUUGAUCUGCACAAUAUUCUAAUGUUAAGUGGAAAGUUCAAGCCUAAGAGCUGGUAAGUGAUUUAUUUGUUCUACCCAUUACUGAAGGAAGAAAAAUUCCAACAAAUUUCUUUAUCUGUUGGGGACACUUUGUGUCUAAAAUUUAUCUGUAAUGGUGUUUAUGUUUUAGAAUCAGCAGACCAUGUUAGAAUCAGCAGACAGUGCAUAAAUUAAUUUCAUUUUAUGUAAUUCAUCAUAUUUGAAACAUUCUUAAGUCAUUCCAGUUGUAUGGCAGUAAACAAUGAAUGGUAUCUGGUGUCCGAGAAUGCAAGACUAGAGAAUAUCGUGGUUGCUGCAUUGAUGGUGUUGAUUUCUGAAAAAUUAACAGAAAUAUCAUCAAAAGUUUCAUUUUCAUAUCCCAAACAGCUUCUUACUUUAGUAGAAAAAUGAAAACACAGAAAGUUGUUUUUGAUGAUCACUGUGUGUAGAAUAGAAAAAUAAUAACUUCAGAAUUGAAAAAUGAGAAGAUAUUUGUCAGAUGAGGUAGAUAAAUACAAUCUUCAAAAUUUAAUUGUGUACAGAGGUGGAAUGAAGUUUGAGGUAAAUUGAAUUAAAAGAGGAGAAAGCUGUAAUAAUCAUGCUUUGUCUCUGAAGUAGUCCAGUAAAAUAUCUGAGACAUAAAAUAUUGAAUGAACCUUAUUCCCUUCCAAAUAUCUGUCAGAUUUUGAAUCGUUAUUUUAGAUCUUUACAGUCAACAUUCAAUACAUAAUUGCAAUAUCAAAGUAAUCGACAGGUACUUCUAUUGACUAGUCAUUGUUUACAGAAGAAAUGUCCCAAAGUUUCUGUCCAUUUUACUCAUGCUGAUUUAGGCAAAAGAUGGAAAAACAAAAUCAUAUUUCCAGAAAUCUACAAGGUUGAAUAAGAUUUAUAAAAAUGUGAUAAUAGUCAUUAUUUGUCAAAUGCUGCAUUUUUUGUAUUGCUUGUAAGCAUCAUUUCUCUUACAUUGAUGUAAUACUUUCAUAGUUGAAUGAGAAAAGAUAUGUUCUGUUUAAACAAUAGAUUAUUGCAAAUUAUUUGAAAGGUUCUGACCCAAUAAAAGGAGUACAAAUCUAUUACUAUCUUUGUAUUGAUGGGGAAAUAAGAAAAUGUCUUUUUUAGGAUUGUUAUGUAAAUUAUUUGGGAAAGAAAUGUGUACCAUAAGAGAAAAUAUUGAAAAGCCCAGUGCUACCAUUGUUCAAUGUGAAAUGUUCCUUUCCAAACAGGCAUUUUGGAGAUUUAAUUCUUCGUCUACAAAAGGGAGUAAAACAGAACAAAUUGCAUUUGAAAUUUGAAAUAAUGUGAAAGCUAAUUAAUGUAUUUAUAUAUAUAUAUAUUCAGAUGUAUGGUCUUGUCUAUAAUUAGAAUGUCGUUUCUAUGUAAUUGUCUAUAAAAAGAAUGUUGUUGCUAUGGCAUUGGAUAAUGAUGUAUAUUUACUUUGCUUUAUUGUGGUUUGCACAUGGUGCAUUCUCUCCAAUGUUGGUAGCAGUCCUGGUGUAUACAAAAUAAAGAAUUUACUCUC
Molecule: messenger RNA, 3363 nt
Organism: Ylistrum balloti
Lineage: Eukaryota; Metazoa; Mollusca; Bivalvia; Pectinida; Pectinidae
Product: AP-1 complex subunit mu-1
Exons: 11
Coding region: 265-1533 (422 amino acids)
Biological process (GO): vesicle-mediated transport; intracellular protein transport
Cellular component (GO): clathrin-coated vesicle; clathrin adaptor complex
Molecular function (GO): clathrin-cargo adaptor activity
Source: RefSeq, a predicted model, not a curated record